AUGUGGGUAGAACGGGUGCUUGCAGUCGUGGGCCUGAUUCGGGACUCGCCUCUCGGUUCGGUGGACUUGAGGGGGGGACCAGGCCCUUUGCCUGGUUGCUGUCGGCAAGCGGCAGCAGAUCGGCUUUCUAGAAAGCCACCUGGAGCAGACAUCAGAGCCGAGAUUGCCUUUGCCGCGGGAUUCUGGUCAAACAUAGCCAUCGAGACCAGCACUCCCUAUCAGCCCAGAGCUUUACUUCAGGGUACCAAGAAGCAGCAUUGGAUUGUCCUGCGUAGCACGUUUGGAGAGCCCUUUAGGACCUGCACGUGGCGCGAAGUUCAGAGGAUUUGUGACACGGAUCAUCCGGAGACGCUGACGGAAGUCGAGAUCUUUUGCUUCGGGGCUUCGUCCCCGAUCCCUUGCUUGAGAUCAUGCACCGAAUUCAAAUGUUUCAUGAUCGAAAAGGACGAGCACGGUGGUGAACAUAGGUUGGAUGAAGCCGGUUCCUUUUUGGCUAUCGAUGUCAGCGACGCCAUUUUGGCCCAUUUGCGCGAGUAUGAUCCUGUAACUGACCCCAGCGAGACCAUCCAGACUUUUGUUCCCGAGCAUCCUGAAGCCAUUGUAGAUUUGAAGCAAGCUUUUGAGGACGUUCGUGCCUGGUUAGAGACCCUAGGAGACAGUGCCAGAGUCAAUUUUUUGAGCGCUCGAGAGGAGCCUCCAGAACCCCUCCCCAAAACGGGAAAGAGGGCCAGCCCGAAGAGGAUCACCACAGCAGCUCUGGCCGAAAGUGUAGCCAGUUUGACCACGCAGAUGCAGACCUUAGCCGCCCAACAGGAAGCAUUGCUCAAGCUUUCCAAAGCCAGUGCCACUCAUGUACCCGUGCAGCCCAAUGGAGGCAUGACCACUGCAUCAAGGGUCCCAGACGUUUCUGCGGGGCUCAGCAGCCCAAUUCCGGCUGGACCUACGAACCUUGCCAAUCUGAUAGGUCCCCCUCCAAGAACCAAGCAGCCUGCCCUUGCAAAGGCCACCGGGCCUGCUUUGCCCGACACAGGAGAACCUUUAGAGCAGUUGCAGGUAGAGGAUCAAAAUGUUGUGACAAAAGCUCUAAUGCAGCAGUCAGCAGCGAUAACCUCUUUAGUUGCUCACAUAGCAGCCGGAGGAGAUCCUGUGAUCGACCUCCAGGGGUCCCAAAGUUCCGCGCUUACCUUGAGUACUCGCGGCGCUGCAAAAAGAGAAAAGAUGCAACAGGAUCCGGCGAAUGGCACCAGCCAGUAUUUCCUACAAGUCCAGCAACAGCUAUACAAGAAGAUGAAUCCUUCGAAGCCUUUGCCACGCUCAGACAGCGACCUGCUGUCAGCAGGCGCCAGCAUGACUGCGUACAUGGAGAAGUUCGGGGGCUUCAAGUCCAGACAAGACCUAGGUUUCAUAAUGUGGAUGCUGAGCCAUGUCAUGGACGCCGGAGCACAGGGGAAUUCACAUUUGAUGCGAGAGUAUGUUGCCCUGACGGUGGCCUGCAUAGAUCAGCCCAACUUGGACGGCCAUUGGUCCAUGGCCUACACUUUGUCACUGCUGGAAGAACCUCCGAACCAAGUUUUCUGCGAGAAGGGGACCGGGAUGACAGCCAUCGGCAGACCUUUAUAG
Messenger RNA from Cladocopium goreaui, 1620 nucleotides. Lineage: Eukaryota; Dinophyceae; Suessiales; Symbiodiniaceae. The record is from the annotation of a GenBank genome assembly.